Molecule: messenger RNA, 1200 nt
Organism: Moesziomyces antarcticus
Lineage: Eukaryota; Fungi; Basidiomycota; Ustilaginomycetes; Ustilaginales; Ustilaginaceae
Product: clavaminate synthase-like protein
Exons: 1
Coding region: 1-1200 (399 amino acids)
Molecular function (GO): dioxygenase activity
Source: RefSeq, a predicted model, not a curated record
AUGGCUGGACGACCUGAGCUUCCUGCGUGGACCCCACCCGUGCCUACGCGCGAGACGGAUCUCGAAUGGGCCCCGCUCACCACGCUCGACCUUUCGCAGAUCAGUGGGGACGACUUCACCUCGGUCCCCGAGUCGGUGGUGCGCGAGGUGGGCGAGGCUUUCUCGCGCGAUGGAUUCAUCUAUGCCGAGAACCACGGCCUGUCGUGGGAGCACGUGCUGCGUCAGUUCGCCAUUGGCCAGUACGCGUUCAACGGCGUCUCGGAGGCAGACAAGGCCAAGUACAAGGCCGACAUCCUCUCCACCGGCUCGUUUGUCGGAUACAAGGAGCAGGGACACUGGAAGCUCAACGGCGUCAAGGAUCGAAUCGAGCAGCUCAACUUUGGAUCGCAGAGUUUUGCUGCCGACAAGCGCGAGCAGCUCUUCCCACCGUCGAUCCAGCAUCUGCUGCCGGAGAUCGAGGAGUUUGCACGAUUCAACCACGCAGUGAUCCUGCGCAAGAUCCUGAGCGUGCUGUCGCUCGUGCUCAAGCUGCCCGCGAACCAUCUGUGGGAGCUGAGCAAGGAGCCCGAAAAGCGCGGUCUGGAUCUGCUGCGGUAUGCCAUGUACCACACUCCUGACCAGCAGGAUGACGACAAGCUCGGUGGCGUCAGACUCCAGGGUCACACCGAUUUCAACUCGGUCUCGAUUCUGUGGAGUCAGCCGAUUACGUCGCUCGAGGUGUUGAUGCCUGAUAACAAGUGGCGCCUGGUCAAGCACCGCGACAAUGCGCUCGUGAUCAACCUGGGCGAUGCAAUGCACUUUAUCUCGGGCGGGUAUCUCAAGCAGACCAUCCACCGCGUCGUUGCCCCACCCGCCGACCAGGCCCACUACACGCGUCUCGGCAUCUUUUACUUUGCCCUUUUCAACGACGAUGUCGCGCUCGAACCCAUCGAGGAGUCGAGCGUCGUCAGGGAGACGUAUGCCGCAAGGAAGCACAAGGAGGGCGGAUUCUGGGACGCCGCCAAGGCCAAGGGCGAAAAGGUGCCCACCGCAGGCGACUGGGAGAGGCUCAGGGUCAAGGCGUACGGCCAGCAACAGGCAAAGAAGGCCCAGGACGGCCAUGACGUCGAGGAGAUCGCCGGCCAAAAGGUGCUCGGUUACAACGGCGAAAGAGUCAAGUCCAAGUUCACCGCUCAAACCAGUGCCGUUCGCGCCAACUAG